AUGCCGGCCAACGGUCUGCAGGUGAUGGGCGCGGCCCAGAACGGCGCCGUGAUGCAGCUGGCCGCCAAACAGCCGCAGCUGCUUCCCAAGACGCUGGCGCCCAGCCUGCCACUGGCCAAGCAGACGCUGGCCGCCCAGCCGCCGAUGCUGCUGUCGUCGGGUCAGCUGGGCAGCGGCGCCGGCGGCGCCAUGGUGCUCACGCCGGUCAUGAUCCAGCAGCCGGGCGGCGGCACGCAGAUCCAGUACAUCGUGCGCGAACAUCCCAACCUGCUGUUCCCGGCCGCGUCGGCGGCCACCGGCGCCAAGCACGCGCAACAGGCGGCCGUGCUGCUGCCGACGGCCGGCGGCGGCCAGACUGUGCUUCUGCAGCACCCCAACCAGCUGCUGCAGCAGGCCAGCCCACUGCUGCAGCCCACCAUACGGCUGCUGGCGCAGCCCCAGAUCCAGCAGAUCCAGACGCCGAGCGGGCCGGCGCUGUUCGCGCUGGCGCCGCAGCAGCCCACUGUGCUGACGCACGGCCAGCAGAUGCUACCGCAACAACUGCUGACUGCUCAGCACGAGCUGCAGAAGCAUAGCCAGCAGCCAGGGGCGGCAGCGGCAGGCGCCGCCGCCGCUGCUGCCGCCGCCGCCGCCGCCGCGGCUGCGGCCGCCGCCGCCAGGAAGGCGGGCAAGAAGAAACGCCGCGACGAGCCGCCAGCCGGCCAGCCACAGAAGAAGGCGUUCGUCGACCUUGAGGACAUCAUGAAGAAGAGCGGCAUCUUCGGCGACAUGGACGACGAGCCGGGCCUGCACACGGAGCCGGCCGACGAGCCGGCGCCGGUGAAGGCCGAGGCGGCGCCCGACGGCCUCUCCUUCCUGCAGUCGUUGCCGGGGGCGGACUCUAGUGACCCGGCGCUGGACGCGUCGGCCCGCCUGGCCGCUGCGCCGGCUCUAAAUCACAGUACAAACGUCGACGGGCAUGGCGUCAGCUCCACGACAGGCCAGGUGUUCGUGAACGGCGCGACGUUCGUCUCGUCGCCGCAGCUGGCGCCCGUCUCGCUGAUCUCGGCGUCGGCCGCCCAGCCGGUGCUCUCGUACGCGGCGGGCCCCGGUCGGCCGCUGCUCUCUGCCACCGGCCAGCCCGUCAACGGCGCGUCGGUAGUGCUCUCGCAGGCCGGCCUGCUGCAGAACGCUUUCCUUGAGAACCUCAUCAAAAAUCAGCUGUGCGCGCGGAACAACAACAAGAAAAAGAAGAAGGACACGCUGACCAAAGUGCAAACGAUCCAGCUGUCCACGGAGAACCAGCAGGAGCUGAACCGGGUCCAGUUGCGCAUGCAGUUGCUGAUGCGGGCGGAGCGCUCGCAGCGGGACGCCGACGAAUUGAAGCGGCUGGAGACGGCUCGCCAGAAGAUCCUGGCCACCGGCCAGCAGGUCGCCCUGCCGGUACGGUGGUCCAUCCCCUCGUCGACGGGCGCGGCGGCGGUGGUGCUCUCCGCAUCCUCCACGCUCGCCACACCGUUCCUGAAGCAGCUGGCGUGCGACCAGCACGACGCGCUCCAGCCGGACACGGUGACGCCGUUCCGGAGCGCCGCCGACGUCGUCAAGCGGCUCUCGAAGUACCACGUGCUGCAGGAGGCGCCGACCGGCGACGACGAGUCGCGCUUCGACGACGACCUGUUCCGUGCGCGCGCCGAGUACAUCCAGAACAAGCGCAACAACAUGUACAACAAGUACCGGCGGCUGCUGCUCAAGGACAGCAUGCGGCUGCACCCUUCCUCGGAGAGCGUCCAGCUGCUGCGCUACCUGAACCAACACGACCGGGAGCAGCUGGACACGGAGCGGCGCGCCCCGGUGGUGAACGGGCACGCGGCGUCGGACGCGCCGCGGCUGCGGCUCGAGGACGACCUCAACGAGCAGGUGCAGAGCGCCAUCAAGAGCAUCCUGAACCUGCCGCGCCAGGAGCCGGACGGCGGCAGCGGCGGUGGCGGCGGUGUCCCGCUUGCCUCGCCAACUUCGCCGCCGGCGCCCAGCCGCUUCAACAUCAACGCGUCAUUCUUCAACGCCGACGACUCGGCCGAGGACAGCGAGGCGCUGGACGAAGCCGUGCGCAGCAUCCUCUUGUAG
Pollicipes pollicipes is the source of this 2103-nucleotide messenger RNA. RefSeq lists its product as uncharacterized. Gene Ontology annotation, cellular component: SWI/SNF complex. The coding region runs from base 1 to 2103 and encodes 700 amino acids. Gene Ontology annotation, biological process: positive regulation of DNA-templated transcription. Lineage: Eukaryota; Metazoa; Arthropoda; Thecostraca; Pollicipedomorpha; Pollicipedidae. The transcript is spliced from 11 exons. The record is from RefSeq and is a predicted model, not a curated record.